Neurospora hispaniola is the source of this 934-nucleotide messenger RNA. Its product is annotated as Ctr copper transporter. Gene Ontology annotation, biological process: copper ion transmembrane transport. Lineage: Eukaryota; Fungi; Ascomycota; Sordariomycetes; Sordariales; Sordariaceae. Gene Ontology annotation, molecular function: copper ion transmembrane transporter activity. The coding region runs from base 278 to 841 and encodes 187 amino acids. The transcript has 2 exons. The record is from RefSeq and is a predicted model, not a curated record. Gene Ontology annotation, cellular component: plasma membrane.
GUUUCUCUGACACAAAGUCUCAAAUCGUGCAAAAGGGGCGACUGCUCCAGUCUUUCGAACUCUGGGCAGCCUCUUCUUCUCCUUUUCGUUACUCGUUCAAUUGUUGUACUCCAACCAGGGAAAGACGCGAUCGAAGCCAGUCAAGAAUCAGAGCUGUCUCACACUCGUCUUCCCACUGCAAAAUCCCCACCGCCGGUUGUGCCGAACACCAUUUCGACGACGGCGACGACAAAAGACGUCAAUAUCUAAACCCACCAACAUCAGCCACUCACACGAUAUGGAUAUGGAUAUGGGCAUGGACAUGGGCUCCGGCACGAGUUCCGGCGCCAGCGGACACAACAUGAUGGCUGUCUUCCAGAACUCGAUGACCACAUCCCUUUUCUCGGCAGCAUGGACGCCCCAUUCAACCGGUGCCUACGCAGGCACCUGCAUCUUCCUCAUCGUCUUCUCUGCCAUUCUCCGCGGUCUAUUAGCCCUACGCAACUGGCUGGAGUACAGAUGGAUCGAUGCCGAGAUGAAGCGCCGCUACGUCGUUGUUGCCGGACGAGGAACGCUGGCCGAAAGGGUUAGCAAUGAUUCACUGGCGAAGCCCAUGGUGCUGAGCAGCAGCGGCGUCGAGGAGAACGUCAUGGUCGUUCAGAAGCAUGGAGCGGAAGGGCGCCCGUUCAGGUUAAGCGUGGAUCCAAUCCGUGCGGUGCUUGAUACGGUCAUUGCGGGUGUCGGAUAUCUUCUUAUGUUGGCGGUCAUGACCAUGAAUGUCGGAUACUUCAUCUCGGUGCUCGGCGGAGUAUUCAUCGGCAGUCUUAUUUGCGGCCGCUAUGCGACAUACUUCGGUCACUAGCAUGCAUGGCCUGUGGGUACAAAAUCUGGGAUUUUCUGGGCAUGGGAGUUUAGGUUUUGAUCAGCAUUUUAUUGGUGUACGGUUGUAUGUUUU